Molecule: messenger RNA, 2218 nt
Organism: Neomonachus schauinslandi (Hawaiian monk seal)
Lineage: Eukaryota; Metazoa; Chordata; Mammalia; Carnivora; Phocidae
Gene: SLC37A2
Product: solute carrier family 37 member 2
Exons: 19
Coding region: 103-1629 (508 amino acids)
Biological process (GO): glucose-6-phosphate transport; phosphate ion transmembrane transport
Cellular component (GO): endoplasmic reticulum membrane
Molecular function (GO): glucose 6-phosphate:phosphate antiporter activity
Source: RefSeq, a predicted model, not a curated record
CUGCCAGAGAGGGACACGCGCCCGGCUCCGCGCCCUCCGUCGGCCACCGGCUCCGCGCCCUCCGUCGGCCACCCUCUCCGCUUCGGAUACGGGCCGGGCGCGAUGCGGUCUUCCUUGGCUCCGGGUGUUUGCUUCCUGCGCACCUUCUCCAGGGACAGCUGGUUCCGAGGCUUCAUCCUGCUGCUGACCUUCUUCAUCUAUACCUGUUAUCACAUGUCCAGGAAGCCCAUCAGUGUCGUCAAGAGCCGUCUGCACCAGAACUGCUCGGAGCUGGUCAAGCCCAUCAACGACAGCUACAGCCUCAACGACACGACGUGGUGCGACUGGGCUCCAUUUGAUAAGAACAACUACAAGGAGUUACUGGGGGCCGUGGACAACGCCUUCCUUGUGGCCUACGCCAUCGGCAUGUUCAUCAGCGGGACUUUUGGGGAGCGGCUCCCCCUCCGUUACUACCUUUCAGCUGGAAUGCUGCUCAGUGGCCUUUUCACCUCGCUCUUUGGCCUAGGAUAUUUCUGGAACAUCCACAUGCUCUGGUACUUUGUGCUCAUCCAGAUCUGUAACGGACUUGUCCAGACCACAGGCUGGCCCUCCGUGGUGACCUGCGUUGGCAACUGGUUCGGGAAGGGAAAGCGGGGGCUCAUCAUGGGCAUCUGGAACUCACACACAUCCGUGGGCAACAUCCUGGGCUCCCUGAUCGCUGGCAUGUGGGUGAACGAGCAGUGGGGCCUGUCGUUUGUGGUACCGGGCGUCCUCACUGCUGCCAUGGGUGUCCUCACCUUCCUCUUUCUCAUCGAAUACCCAGAAGAUGUGGACUGCACGACUCCUCAGCACCACACAAGUGAUGGGCUGGACGAGAACCAGGACAACCCUGCGGACCUUGGGAACGGUCCCUGCAUUAACAAGGAGAGCAGUCUGGAGAGUGCGGCCAGGUGCUCCAAGGAGCCAAGAGCUCAGCCUGCCGCCAUCAGCUUCCUUGGGGCGCUCCGGAUCCCGGGUGUGGUUGAGUUCUCCUUGUGCCUGCUCUUUGCCAAGCUGGUCAGCUACACCUUCCUUUACUGGCUGCCCCUCUACAUCUUCAAUGUGGCUCACUUUAGUGCCAAACAGGCCGGGGACCUGUCUACCCUCUUCGAUGUUGGUGGCAUCAUGGGCGGCAUCAUGGCAGGGCUCAUCUCGGACUACACCAAUGGCAGGGCCACCACCUGCUGCGUCAUGCUGAUCUUGGCCGCCCCCAUGAUGUUCCUGUAUAACUACAUUGGCCAGAACGGGAUUACCAACUCCAUAGUAAUGCUGAUCGUCUGUGGGGCCCUGGUCAACGGCCCUUACGCGCUCAUCACCACUGCGGUCUCUGCUGACCUGGGAACUCACAAGAGCCUGAAGGGCAACUCAAAGGCACUCUCCACUGUCACGGCCAUCAUCGACGGCACUGGGUCCAUAGGUGCUGCUCUGGGGCCUCUGCUAGCCGGGCUGAUUUCCCCCACAGGCUGGAACAAUGUCUUCUACAUGCUCAUCUCUGCCGACAUUCUGGCCUGCUUGCUCCUCUGCCGGUUGGUGUACAAAGAGCUCCUAGCCUGGAAGUCAUCCCUGAGCAGAGACAGAGGCUCUAGUCUGGCCCUAACCCACCCGCGGUAGUAUUUUCCUCAAGUCCCAUGACUUUGUAUAAAGAGAUAUGAAGUCCUGAUUCGAAGAGAAGCACGGAGGGCCCCAGCUGAUGCCCAAAGUGCUCCCUCCUGCCCCCUCACUGGGGGCAAGACAAUGGAACCGGCCACAGACGGGCUGACAGGGCCGCAGAGAGGCUGGGAGGUUCUCGGCGGGAAGGGGCCUGCCAGCAUGAGGGAUGCAGGACUCACGGCCCUGAGCUCUGGAAGCGCAAGCAGAAGGGUUGGGGAUCAGAGCUGAGUGGUGUCUCCAGCUUGGUAAGGGAAGGAUAUGCUCAGACUCUUGCUUGUUCAGAUUCCAAGACAGAAGGCAGGGGCCUGACAUGGGCCAAGGCCUGGCAAAGGUGUGUCUCUCCUUCCCAUGUGGAAAGUGAACCUCAGUGAUCGGCCUGUCCCUGUCCAUGGAUUUCUGACCCUGUUUCAGAGCCGCCCAUCCUCGCUUCCUUCCUUUGUCCACGAGCCAGUUCUCUCGUGUAUUUCCCCAUGUUGGAAGCCCUUCUACCCUGCAUUGGAUCCUCUUUCUGACUCCUGACCCGAGCCAAUUAAAGUGUUGUUGUUGCUGA